CUCCUGCAAACCUAACCACGUCUUUCAUUCUUUUGGUAGGUUGCAUUUCCUCCCUACUUGUGAACAAUGCCAAAGAAAGCAAAGCCUACAGAAAGGGGGAAGGCAGAAGAAUCUGUUCCCUGCAAGCAGGUGAAGGUGGAGGUAUCUGGCAGGCUUUCUGUAUUAAAUUUUGACAGCCCCAGUAGUCUUUUUGAAAGUUUAAUCUCACCUGUCAAGGUAGAGACCUUUUUCAAGGAAUUCUGGGAACAAAAGCCUCUUCUCAUUCAGAGGGAUGACCCUUCGCUGGCCACAUACUACCAGUCUCUGUUCAGACUCUCAGAUCUGAAAAGUCUCUGCAACCAAGGGGUGUACUACGGAAGAGAUGUGAACGUCUGCCGGAGCAUCAGUGGGAAGAAGAAGGUUUUAAAUAAGGACGGCAAAGCACACUUUCUUCAGCUGAGAAGAGACUUUGAUCAGAAGAGGGCGACAAUUCAGUUCCACCAACCGCAGAGGUUUAAGGAUGAGCUUUGGAGGAUCCAGGAGAAGCUGGAAUGCUACUUUGGUUCCUUAGUGGGCUCGAAUGUAUACAUAACUCCUGCAGGAUCUCAGGGCCUUCCUCCCCAUUAUGAUGAUGUGGAGGUUUUUAUUCUGCAGCUGGAGGGGGAGAAACACUGGCGCCUGUACUCCCCAACUGUGCCCCUGGCACACGAGUACAGUGUGGAGCCUGAGGACCGCAUUGGCACACCAACACAUGACUUCCUGCUGAAGCCUGGUGAUUUGUUGUACUUCCCCAGAGGGACCAUUCAUCAGGCAGAAACUCCUGCAGGCCUGGCCCACUCGACUCACGUGACCAUUAGCACCUACCAGAACAAUUCAUGGGGAGAUUUCCUUUUGGAUUCCAUUUCGGGGCUUGUAUUUGACACUGCAAAGGAAGAUGUGGCAUUAAGGGCUGGAAUGCCUCUACGGAUGCUCAUGCAGGCGGAAACCCCAGCUCUUGCAACAAAACAGUUGAGCGACUUUCUGAGGACUCUGGCAGACCAGCUGGAAGGUAGAAAAGAACUGCUGCCAUCAGACAUGAAGAAGGAUUUCAUCAUGCACAGACUCCCCCCUUACCACAUGGGAAAUGGAACAGAGAUGCUGGAGCCAGGUGAAAAGUUGCCAAGAUUGGACAGCAUAGUAAGACUGCAAUUUAAAGACCACAUUGUCCUCACAGUAGGGCCAGAUGAGAAUGACUCUGACGAAGCUCAACGGAAGAUGGUUUACAUCUAUCAUUCUCUGAAGAACCUGAGACAGACACACAUGAUGGGAACACAGGUGGAAACAGAGGCUUAUGGACUUCGCUUUCCUUUAUCACAUGUGGAUGCUCUAAAGCAAAUUUGGAGUGGUUCAGCGGUUCCUGUCAAGGACCUGAAACUUCAUACAGAUGAAGAAAAGGAGAACCUGGCCCUGUCUCUCUGGACGGAGUGUUUGAUCCAAGUAGUCUAGUGCCUUUACACACAGAAGUGCCAUUUUCUCUGCACACACUUUCUGUGAAGGGACUCGUGGUGCUCUGAGUAGCACUCUGGUGGAGGCAAGCUUACACAAAGGAGCAGGGAGAAGACACUGAUACGUUUCCACAUGUGCUCGUGGACAUGAGAGGGAAAACAGAAUUACCAGGUAUUCCAGACUGUGAUAAAACCAUACUUCUGACAAGUUUAUUUAAUCCAGUGUUGUAGAAAAGGCACAACUCCAGUACAUGUGUCACAAAGAA
Acomys russatus (golden spiny mouse) is the source of this 1729-nucleotide messenger RNA. RefSeq names its product ribosomal oxygenase 2 (gene Riox2). Gene Ontology annotation, molecular function: histone H3K36 demethylase activity; histone H3K4 demethylase activity. Bases 67 to 1464 code for a protein of 465 amino acids. Gene Ontology annotation, cellular component: nucleolus. NCBI's taxonomy places the organism in Eukaryota, Metazoa, Chordata, Mammalia, Rodentia, Muridae. The record is from RefSeq and is a predicted model, not a curated record. The transcript is spliced from 9 exons.